This is a messenger RNA of Erigeron canadensis, 2705 nucleotides long. RefSeq lists its product as uncharacterized. The coding region runs from base 124 to 2601 and encodes 825 amino acids. Gene Ontology annotation, molecular function: protein binding. The transcript is spliced from 6 exons. The record is from RefSeq and is a predicted model, not a curated record. NCBI's taxonomy places the organism in Eukaryota, Viridiplantae, Streptophyta, Magnoliopsida, Asterales, Asteraceae.
GAAGAGACAUAUUACCACAUUACUAGCCGUUGACGUUGAUUUAAGAACUUUAUUAUAAAAAAAAAAACAGGGCAUCCAUUUUCAAUUAAUCACAUCUCAAGCUGUUCUUUUCAAUUUACUCAGAUGUCGACCGAGGAAAUAACAACCCCAGCUCCAGGUACUCUACCUCCAGCUCCAUCAACGUCACACUUACUCCAGUCAAAUGUUAAUAAAGUCUUAAAGACCCCCAAAGUUCCAUCAGAUAAUUCGACCCAACUGCCACAAUCGCAGCAGCAGCAGAAGCAGGAUAACAAGAAAGUGGUUCAUCAGAAUCUACCUUGUCGAGUUUUACUUGAAGAAAAAUCUAGAGAAGAUUACCUCAAGAUUGGUGUGCCUUUAUAUGAAGCAUCGAUUAAGUGUGAUUGGAAAGCUGCUAAAGCUAUUCUUGACAAGCAUGAAGAACCGUUAGUAAGGUAUUGCAUCACUGAAAAUGGGGAAACUGCACUUCAUGUUGCUGCAUCUGCAAAAGUUCCCCAAAAGGGAGAAGUUUUUGUGAAAAAUCUUGUGGAUAGGAUGACUGAAGAAGACUUGGCUCUUGAAAAUGAAAAUUACAACACUGCCCUGUAUUUGGCUGCUGCUGCUGGAAACCUUGAAACGGUUAAAAUUAUGGUAAAAAAGAACAGAGACUUGCUAAAGAUCCCUGGUGCUCAAAAACAAAUGUUGCCACUGUAUGCAGCUGCCUUGUUUGGAAAGUAUGAUGUGGUCAAGUACCUUUUUAAAGAGUCGAAUAACUUGUGCGAUGAAGAUGGUUGGAAUCAUGGGAAUCGUGGCUGGCUUGUUGAAAAAUGUGUCGAGAAUGACAUGUUCGAUGUUGCAUUACAGAUAGUGGAAAAGUAUCCAAAAGUUGGUAGGGGAAGUGUGCUUCAAGUUUUGGCUGGAAAGCCUAAAGCAUUUCCUGACACAAAAACUAAUAUCAUUGGGAAAGCCAUUAAGCCAGUUUUGACAUUCAUCCGUUCAAAGCUGGGAUAUUGUGAAAAGGAAAAUAAAGCAUUACCAUUACUAAGAUUCGUAUGGAAUGACAUUGUAAAGCUGCCCAAGAAGGAAAUUGAUAGAAUACUCAGAGGUCAACCAGAUCCAAUUAAGCAAGACAACUCGGCUUCUGGAAGGACUGUUCAAGUUAUUCAAAUACAAAAUCUCAUUUCUGAACAUCUUGAUAAAAUGCUUGCUAUAUCCGAAGACACAAUUAAAGGGUUGUCGGGUUCAACAAAGCAAGAUACCAAGCCAGUUUCUGGAAAGGAAAUUGAUCAAGCUCAGCAACUACAAAAACUCAUUUCUGCACAACUUGUGAGCAUGCAUGUUGCCACCCAGAAGAUAAUCAAAGGGACUCCGGAUUCAAUAGCCCUGGAACUAGAAAAGGUCAUUUCCGGAUUUUUUGUGAAACUAAAUGAGAACACCAUGGAUAUAAGCAAAGGAACCCCAGAUCCGUUAGCUCUGGAACUGGAAAAGCUCAUUUCUAUACAGAUUGUGGAACUAAAUGGGAACAUCCAGAAGAUUAUCAGCAGAAUAAGUGAUAAAAAAAAUCAAGCUCAAAGAAUACAAAGGGCCAUAUAUGACCAUGUUAUCAACAUGGAUAAAGAAAGAAAGAAAAUAAUCAAUAAGCCUGCAAAGGAUGCAUACUCUAAGCGGGUAUUGUUUAUUGCUGCAGAAACAGGCAAUACCAACUUCUUAGUUGAGCUUAUCCGUCUAUAUCCUGAUCUUAUAUGGAAGGUAAAUGAUAACAAUCAAACUAUAUUUCACAUUGCUGUCAAACAUCGUCAUGAGGGUAUAUACAACCUAUUGUAUGAAAUAGGCUCAAUGAAAGAUAUGAUAACUCCUCUCCGAGACCCAAAUGAUAAUAAUAUGUUGCACUUAGUCGGGACAAGUGAUGAGGAUCUUGAAGAUGCAUCAGGAGUUGCAUUACGGAUGCAACGAGAGUUAUUAUGGUUCGAGGAAGUGAAACAAAUGAUCCCUCCUUCUUAUAGAGAAAGGAAAAAUAAAGAUGGUCUAAAGCCACAUGAGUUAUUCACAACCAAACACAAAGAUCUAGUCACACAGAGUGGGCAGUGGAUGAAGGAUACUGCUAGUCAGUGUAUGGUUGUUGCAGCACUUAUUGCAACCAUAGUCUUUGCUGCAGCAUUUACGAUUCCAGGUGGAUAUGACGGGGACAGUGGUCUGCCUAUGUUUCAGUCAAAAGCAACCCUUAUCGUUUUUGUUGUCGCAGAUGCCAUUUCUCUAUUCUCCUCUUCAGCUUCAAUUCUCAUAUUCUUAGCUAUCCUCACAUCUCGUUAUGCUGAACGUGAUUUCUUGGAAUCAUUACCCAAAAAGCUAAUGUUUGGUUUAGCAACUCUUUUCCUAUCUAUAGCAACCAUGACAGUUGUUUUUGCGGUCAGCUUCUUCGUUCUUUACCAUAAGGGUUUGUUAUGGAUUCCAAUCCUAAUCAGUGCAAUUGCUGUGAUUCCAGUCCUCUUAUAUGUUAAGCUGCAAUAUUCUUUGUUUAUCGAUGUAAUUCGGGCUUCUUAUGGUUCUAAGUACAUCUUUAAGCCCACGAAACAUGUUCUGUACUAUGAAACCCCCAAAGUGUAACCACCGUCUUUCUGGACCGGUUUCUGUUUCAUAUGUCAUAUGUAACAUUUUUUAACAUUACAUGUAAACAAUUAUAUAUUCCGAAUAUGAGUAUGUUUUCCUAA